AUGUCCGUUUCACCAUUUUCAGUCCAACAUGAUUACGAGGUCCAAGCAUUCAACCAGCUCCGCGCCCGGUACCUCAUGGCCGAGAAAAGCCGGAAGGAAGAAGAGAAGGUUCUCAAGAAGGCAUUCAAGAAUGAUCGGCGGAUGAGUUUGCAGACCGAAGGGGAGGCGAAGGGAAAGAAGGCCGCCACUCUCAAGGUUCUGAUGAGAGUGUUUCGCACAGCUCCGAAGGAGAGGAAAAGAGAUUGUGGACUCGAUGAGGAUGAAAGGAGACAUCUGGUGGAUGAUAGUGAUUCGGACGAGAUUUCUUUGAAGCAGGCGUUGGAGUGA
Molecule: messenger RNA, 327 nt
Organism: Rhinocladiella mackenziei CBS 650.93
Lineage: Eukaryota; Fungi; Ascomycota; Eurotiomycetes; Chaetothyriales; Herpotrichiellaceae
Exons: 2
Coding region: 1-327 (108 amino acids)
Source: RefSeq, a predicted model, not a curated record